UCAAAAGCAUUGUUCUGAGAGCAAAACAAAACAAGUUCCAGUGGUGCUAGACUUUGGUUAAAAUCCUGGACUUCAGAAUGAUAAACGAUCAUUCUAAUCGAUUGAGCUACCUUGUCAACAGAAGUGUCGACAGUUACUUUAUAUAAAUCACAGUUUAGCAGGUACUAUAGUGUACGCUUUUAUUAUCGUUUUGUAAGGAUGUCCAAUACGGAUGUAUGGACAAGGCAGUUGUGACCAGCCUUGUCCAGGGAACUGCUAUGGAGGAAAUUGCAACGCUAUUAAUGGGUCAUGUUUCUAUUGUUUUCCAGGGAAAUACGGUGACAAGUGUAACAAAGAGUGCACCACUAGCUGCAAAGGCAGUAUCUGCGAAAAGGACUCGGGAAUAUGUACAGAAUGCAAUCAAACAAAAUAUGGAGAUUUCUGUAAGCAAGAUUGCUCUAGGAAUUGUAACGACAGCAAGUGUUACCAACAUACUGGCUAUUGUAAAGGAUGUAUUCCUGGAAGGUCCGGUGACAGGUGUGAACGUCAUUGCUCUGGUAACUGUAAAAACAUGACAUGUCUACAGGACAGUGGAAACUGUAUAGGAUGUGUUCAAGGAAAACAAGGUGUACAGUGCGCUGAAGAUUGUCCAAGCGACUGUUUGACAUGCGUGCAAGAUGAUGGAAAAUGUACAGAAUGUGUUCGUGGUAAAUAUGGUUCAAAUUGUGAACUGGAUUGCAAUGACAACUGUAAAGAUAACAUUUGCACAAAAGACGAUGGCAACUGUCUUGAAUGUCAGCAUGGAUAUCACGGCGUGGACUGCACACUAGAAUGCGAAUCCGACUGCAAAAUUUGCCAACGGGAAGACGGUGAUUGUACAGAAUGCUUGGAUGGUUUAUAUGGUGGAAACUGCAGUCUGUCUUGUGUCAAGUGUGAUCGGUGUUCUAGGGACACUGGAAAGUGCCUCACUACCUGCAUGCCUGGAUACGAAGGAGACUUUUGUCAAAUGAGCAUAAAAUCGCCCCCACAGGAUGAUUCUACUGGGACGACAGUUGGCAUUGUUGUUGGAUUGCUUCUCUUGGUAUCUAUUAUAACAAUUAGCGUUGUGUUCUUCAUUAGGAGGGGCAGACAGAACUCUUCGAAGGAAGAAGAUUCAUUGGAUGACUUCGGCAGGCGGGAGGUGUCUCGAUCAUCACGGCUCAACACUGGCUAUGAGUCAGAUGAACGAACGUCAGAACCAUUAGCGAAACUCGAUAACGUUUACGUCAAUUCCGGAAAUGUAAACAAAACAGUAGACCCAUACGAAGAGGUUUACUGUAAUUCUGGUUCUGAGGGUAUCGCUAUUAGUGACCUGACAUCGUUGGUGAAAACAAAGAUGUUAAACAAAGCAAAAGCGUUUGAAGAGGAAUACAAGUCGCUACCAUCAGGGGAUUUGUAUGAACAUAAAGUUGGGAUGAUGACCGAAAACAAACUAAAAAACAGAUUUAAGACCACGUUUCCAUAUGACCAUUCACGAGUAGUCCUUGACAAACAGGACAAAGAUCCACACUCGGACUACAUUAAUGCAAGCUAUAUCGAUAGUGUCACGCUACCUGCUGAGUAUAUAGCAACACAAGGACCAACAAACAAAACCGUAGAUGAUCUGUGGCGUAUGAUCUGGCAACUGAAAUCUGGCAAAAUCAUAAUGCUUACUAAUCUGUCUGAGGGACCAAAGAAAAAGUGUGUGAAAUACUGGCCUGACGAAGGACAACCGAUGUCUACAAAACAUUUUGAGAUCGUCCUAGACAGAGAAAGGGUCUACGCCUUCUAUGUCAUCCGGGAUAUCAUUCUCACAGAAAAGAAGACCAAAUCAGUGCGACAAGUACACCAGUUUCACUACACAACGUGGCCAGACCACGGAACCCCAAACCCCAACGAACUUAUCGUGUUCCAUCGCCGAGUGAAGCUUUACAAGAAUUCCUUACCAGGAAAGAUGGUUGUCCAUUGCAGUGCCGGUAUCGGGCGAACAGGAACGUUCAUAGCGCUGGAUGCUUUGUUGGAUUACGGCAAAGAAUCUGGAAUGGUCGACAUCAUAGGUUACAUUAGAACCAUGAGGAAGGACAGGGUCAAUAUGGUUCAAACCAUUGAUCAGUAUAUUGCUCUGCACAACAUCCUGAUUGAGGCGUUUGACAUGCCAGACACCCUUAUACCCAGAGUGGAAUACCAUGCAGCACUGAACAGACUGUCGGAUGAUGUCCCAGUUAACCAAACGAAAUUAUGGCAGGAACAUCAGUUGUUGCAAACUAUGAAGCCAACAUAUACCAAAGUCGACUAUAAAGCAGCACUCCUUCCCGUCAACCGCAACAAAAACAAGGAUCCGAAUGUCUUAGCAGUUGACAAAUUCAGAGCAUACCUGACGUCAUCAUUAUCCGACAGAACCGAUUAUAUCAACGCUGUGGCUGUUCCUUCUUACACGUCUCGAACCGGUUACAUCAUUACCCAGAGUCCUGUAGAUGACACCAUCGUCGAUGUUUUGACAAUGAUAAUGGACAACCAAUGUGAUACCAUUGUUAUCAUUGAAAAAGACCCCAUCAAAUGGUUGCCAGAAGAAGGAAAAGAUAGCUCAAUUGGAAAAUUCACACUGAAACAUUUAGGAGGCUCUUCAAAUCUGGUCCAUAUUGAUUUGAUAGAAAUUGCGAUCUCAAAUCAGAGUCAUAAAUAUGACACCAAUGUUCGAGUGUUUCGAAUGACUGGUUGGGAAAGAGACGUAUCAGAUCCGCCAAAUUCAUCGGCAGUUCUUCAGCUUCUAGAACUUGUAGACAGCAGACGGAAGUCACAUGACUCGAAAACGACUGUAGUCAUGUGCCGGGACGGAUAUACACAGAGUGGGCUUUUCUGCUGUGUCAGCAAUGCUAGAGACCAGAUGAAGAUUGACGAGGAAGUCGAUAUGUUUCAGAUUUCUCGACAGGUUCUUGUCAGACGUCCGGAAUGCAUCACAAGUGUUGACCAGUACAAGUGUUGUUACAACCUGGUCAAAGAGUACUUGGACACCACAGACGUGUAUGUCAACUGACAGAGGACUAAUACCAGUAUAAUACUAACUGAUCAGUGACUAUCUGGAACGCAGAAGUGUAAAUGUCAUACAAACUUAUCAAGAAUUAAAAGGAGAGUGCAUUUAUUGGUUUUGCUUGUUUCCCCAAAUCCUUUUGUGUCCGAAAAAACCCCGUUGAUAUUGAUUUAAACAUAUUAUUUUAUUUGUCAUUCAACAAAAAGGAUUAGGCACACGUUAUCUCAACUUAGAAACGCCCUCUCUGUUGAUAUCCAUAUGGAUUAAAACUGUAGGAGUAAACCAGUACUAUUAACACGUGUUUAAGACUUACAUAGACAAAGUUCCAACACCAGUAGGGCUGCUGAAGAAGAUUUAUAGUAUUUAAUGUGUACAUGCUGUACAGUUCAGAUAGAGGUAAAACCUAGUACACAUAGUUGUUGAAGUAGAUCUGUCUGUAUCUUCAUGCAACUGAUACAGUUGACGACCUGUGUUAUUGGUUUGGUGGCGUAUUCUUACGUUUUCGCUGAUCCUUAAACACAAGACAAUUAUUAAAAGUACUGAAUUUCAGCGGAAUCCCGUCUUAGAAGAUUUCUAGGGAUUGGUAAACUAUAGUUCAACUUUGUACAAUGAGCAUCCUUGCACAGGAGGAGCUAAAUUGGUUCUCUUACGUUCAUUAAACAAUGCCUUCAAACUUUUCCUCAUUUGUGCAUAAUUGGUUAUACCGAGUUACACAACAAUGGCACUGUGCACUAAUCUUCAUUAUAUAACUAUACAUAUCAAACACACAUUGUAUAUUACAAAUGUACACUCAUAAAUAUACAUCUACCGGUAAGCUUUGAAAUAGAUCAAAUUUUUUUUCACGCAUGUGUUAGCUGUUAUCUGCGCGAAACUUUCUCUUGCCUAAUCCAAUAAACGAUAUACUAUUUUUUUCCAAUAAUUAAUUGAUUUCAAAUAAAGCACUAACCGUAUUUUACGAUAAAUUUAAUCAUAUUAUUGUACAAAAUAACAUUGCUGUACUUUGUAUCAGAAAGUAUGAAUAACCUAGUAUGAUACAUAAAUACUUAGGAGCGGAGUAAGAACGUGUCUGCACCUUUUUGUCCUUAAAUUGAAUUUUAGAUUUUCUGUCAAAUGUUCACAAGUUGUUUGGUGAUUGUUACCGCUGUUGACCUGUUUAUACACAAAUACCAUCACAAAUUUCAUGGUGCGUAAUCAUACAGACAGUGUUACUUUUCAUUGUAACCUUUUCUACCCUGGUUAUAUAUACCGACAUAUUGAUUUUGCUGCAUUUUUUCAUUUGUAGCAGAUGAACAAACGCUAUGUUUUUCUUUCAUAUAUUUUGUGUAUGUACAAACUGUAAACAAUGUAUCCGAUAUUAUCGAAUAAUUGGAAAACCUCAAACAAUGAUCAAGGUCUGAAAACCUAACGAGAGCAAAUUCGGGAAACCAAAUAAAGGGCGAAACAACUACAUAUGUAUACGAUGUAGUGUUAUUUAUUUGUUGUAUAAUGUACCAAUUACCCAAUUUUAAAAUGUGCAAUCACUUGUGUGUAUGUUAAAAUUUUACUCAUGCUGUA
This is a messenger RNA of Mizuhopecten yessoensis (Yesso scallop), 4579 nucleotides long. RefSeq names its product receptor-type tyrosine-protein phosphatase T-like. Lineage: Eukaryota; Metazoa; Mollusca; Bivalvia; Pectinida; Pectinidae. The record is from RefSeq and is a predicted model, not a curated record. The coding region runs from base 212 to 3031 and encodes 939 amino acids. Gene Ontology annotation, biological process: protein dephosphorylation. The transcript has 26 exons. Gene Ontology annotation, molecular function: protein tyrosine phosphatase activity.